Molecule: messenger RNA, 1807 nt
Organism: Psammomys obesus (fat sand rat)
Lineage: Eukaryota; Metazoa; Chordata; Mammalia; Rodentia; Muridae
Gene: Rasl11b
Product: RAS like family 11 member B
Exons: 4
Coding region: 154-897 (247 amino acids)
Molecular function (GO): GTPase activity; GTP binding
Source: RefSeq, a predicted model, not a curated record
CGCAGAGCCACCAGCCCCGUCCCGCCGCUCUCCGGGCGCUCUCCAGCCUCCGCGGCCGCCCGGCGCCGGCCCCGGCCCGCCCUCUCCGGGCAGCGCGAGCCGCCUCCCGUCCUCACCUCCCUCCCCGCGCGGUGCAGCCCGGCCGCAGCGGCGAUGCGCCUCAUCCAGAACAUGUGCACCAUCGCCGAGUACCCGGCCCCGGGCAGCACCGCCGCCGACUGUUGCCUGGGGGCCGCCGGCCGUCGGCUCGUCAAGAUCGCCGUGGUGGGGGCCAGCGGCGUGGGCAAGACCGCUUUGGUGGUCCGCUUCCUCACCAAACGAUUCAUCGGAGACUACGAACGAAAUGCAGGUAAUCUCUAUACAAGACAAGUCCAGAUAGAAGGAGAAACCCUGGCCAUUCAAGUUCAGGACACGCCAGGCAUUCAGGUCCACGAGAACGGCCUGAGCUGCAACGAGCAGCUGAACCGCUGCCUUCGCUGGGCAGACGCCGCGGUCCUCGUUUUCUCCAUCACCGACCACAAGAGCUAUGAACUCAUUGGCCAGCUCCACCAGCACGUGCAGCAGCUUCACCCGGGCACGCGGCUGCCCGUGGUAGUGGUGGCCAACAAAGCUGACCUCUUGCACAUCAAGCAGGUCGAUCCUCAGCUUGGACUGCAGCUGGCCGGCAUGCUCGGGUGCUCCUUCUACGAGGUGUCCGUCAGUGAAAACUACAACGACGUCUACAAUGCUUUCCAUGCCCUGUGCAAAGAAGUGAGCCAUAAACAGCAGCCCAGCAGCACCCCCGAGAAGCGCAGAACCUCCCUCAUUCCCAGGCCCAAGUCACCCAACAUGCAGGACCUGAAGAGGAGGUUUAAGCAAGCUCUGUCUGCCAAAGUGAGGACUGUCACCUCCGUCUGAAGGGUGACUCCUGCAGGGGGGUUGGUCUUCGGGGCAGAGGGCCUGAAGUUCUUCUUGGGCGAGACCAUUGCAGGUUGAUGGUGGCUCACGGUUCCAGGAAGGGUUGCGGCACAGGGGCCUACGGGGCCUGCGGAAUUCUGCAAGAGAAAGGAAGCGUGUGGAGCCUGAGGACAGACGGAUGGAUACGUGACUUCUCUGCCCAGUCCUUCAAGUGGAGAUGGGGCAUGUUUUUGUUUCUCACUGCCUUAGAAAUGAUGGUCAGUUUCACCAGAUACAUUGAUGUGAGUUAGGGUGGGGAUGAAAGCACAGGGUAAGCGAUUCACAGGCUUUCUCUUCCUCCUCCAUUUUUGUUUUUCUCCCAAGAGGAAGGUUUGCUUUCCUCAGUGUCUCCAACAUGCUAUCUUUACAGGAUGCCUUCCUAACUUGAAGGUCACCCAGGUUUGAGAACAAGGAGGGACCCUCCCUACCCCACAAAGGUCCAAUUUUAGACCAAAAUAUCCUGUGUCUAGACACCUAUGAUCUGUUGGAAGGUGCUGGCUGUCCUGACACAGGAUGGAUAAUGUGUGUUGAGUAGCUGGGAGAGACUUAACCCUGGACUGCCUGGACUGUACAGUCAUUUGUUUUUUCUUUGAACUGUGGCAUCAGGUACAGAAAAAAAAAAAAGUAUUAAUUGACAGUGGUGUGGUUUGUGUAAAUGACUCAUGGCAAUGAUGUUGGGUUGCUUCCUGGGCCUGGCUGAGUUGUGGCAAUGGGUGGCUGCGAUACUGAAAUGCUGUCUUCUAGCGUGACCAGAUGCAGGGCUACCUGCCAAAUCCCCUACACAGAUGCACUUUAAGAAGCCAUUUAUGCUUUGGCUCAAACUGUAAUUAAUUUAUUUUAUGUACAAUAAAUCUCUCAUUUGAUAAGAGCA